Molecule: messenger RNA, 2994 nt
Organism: Oldenlandia corymbosa var. corymbosa
Lineage: Eukaryota; Viridiplantae; Streptophyta; Magnoliopsida; Gentianales; Rubiaceae
Source: the annotation of a GenBank genome assembly
AUGAAGCAGCACGAUAAAGGCGCUGGCAAUGGCAAUACCCCCAAGCCCAAAGCAGUGGAGAAACCCUCUUCAGCUGUUCCACAAUCCGAUAAUUUGGUUGUUGGAGGACAAGAUAGUUCUGGGAGAAGGAGAACUAGCAAAUAUUUUGCUGACAAAGAGAAAAAGGAAGUAGAGGGAUUACCAGAAAAGAGGAAGUCUGAAACAGCUGAUUUGAGGGCUUCUCCAGCUAAAAAGGUCAACAAGAAUAAAAAUGAAGAUGAUGAAGACUUUGUCUUGUCCACCACUAAGAAAGUUUCAGCUGAUGUUACUCCCAGCAAAAAAUUAAAAUCUGGUUCUGGAAGAGCUGUCGCCAAAAAAUCUGAAGAAUUAGAUGAAAGUGGUGAAGAUGAUAUUAAGGAAAUGAAAUCUAAUUCAAAAGCUUCAGAAAGAGGUCGUGGUGGAAGAACUGGGAAAACAGCUCCUGGUGGCCGUAAAAAGAUGGUUAUUGAUGAUGAAAGUGAUGAAGAUGAACCUGAUGAUAAAACUAGCCAAUCUGUUAAGCCUGGUGGACGAGGUCGUGGGGGAAGAGGAUCAUCGACUGCAUCAACGGGAGGUCGAGGCAGAGGUAGUGGAGGACGCGGUGGUUUUAUGAAUUUUGGUGAAAGGAAAGAUCCUCCACACAAAGGAGAAAAGGAGAUUCCAGAAGGUGCUUCCGAUUGUUUAGCUGGUUUUACCUUUGUAAUAAGUGGUACUCUUGAUAGUUUGGAAAGAGAAGAAGCUGAGGAUUUAAUAAAACGUCAUGGUGGUCGGGUUACAGGAUCUGUCAGCAAAAAGACGAAUUUUCUGCUUUGUGAUGAAGAUAUUGAAGGACAGAAGUCACGUAAAGCGAAGGAGCUUGGGACUGCAUUUCUCACUGAGGAUGGGCUACUUGAUAUGAUUCGUAAAUCAAAUAAAUCCAAUACAACUAAGUCCGAGGAAUUGAAGAAACCAGUGGACAAGGUCCUUCCCUCACCAAAGAAGACAUAUCCAUCAUCAGCAGCAAAAAAUCAAGUGGGCGGCUUGCCCUCCAAAAGUACAGUAGCAAAAGGAUCAGGCACUGGCAUUACUUCUGCAAAGACAAAAAGUCAGGCAACCGAGCAAUCAUUGUUGCCUUGGACUGAAAAAUAUCGCCCAAAGGUCCCAAAUGACAUUGUUGGGAAUCAGUCAUUGGUUAAGCAACUUCAUGAUUGGCUUUUAAAUUGGAAUGACCAGUUCCUUAAUUCUGGAAGUAAAAGCAAGGGGAAGAAACAGAACGAUUCCGGUGCUAAAAAGGCUGUACUUUUAAGUGGUACACCUGGUAUAGGGAAAACUACAUCUGCGAAAUUGGUCAGUCAGAUGCUGGGUUUCAAGGCAGUUGAGGUUAAUGCUAGUGACAACCGUGGAAAGGCUGAUUCUAAAAUUGAGAAGGGAAUUGGUGGUAGCACUGCUAAUUCUAUACAAGUGCUUGUUACUAAUGAAGCAAUAAGCAAUAAGAUCGAUCGAUCUGAGCAUCAAAAAACGGUUUUGAUUAUGGAUGAGGUGGAUGGAAUAUCUGCUGGUGAUAGAGGUGGUGUGUCGGAUCUUAUUGCUAAUAUAAAGACUUCUAAGAUUCCAAUCAUCUGUAUCUGUAAUGAUCGCUAUAGCCAGAAGCUAAAGAGUCUUGUGAACCACUGCUUGCUUCUCAGCUUUCGAAAACCGACAAAGCAGCAGAUGGCUAAGAGGCUUUUGCAUAUUGCUAAUGCAGAAGGUCUUCAAGUAAAUGAGAUUGCACUUGAAGAAUUGGCGGAAAGGGUUAAUGGAGAUAUGCGAAUGGCAUUAAACCAGUUGCAGUACAUGAGCCUCUCCAUGUCGGUCAUUAAAUAUGAUGACAUACGGCAACGCCUCCAGGGCAGUUCCAAAGAUGAGGAUAUAUCACCUUUUACUGCUGUUGAUAAGCUGUUUGGGUUCAAUUCUGGAAAAUUGCGUAUGGAUGAACGCAUUGAUCUAAGCAUGAGUGAUCCUGAUCUUGUCCCUCUUCUUAUUCAGGAAAAUUAUAUAAACUACAGGCCUAGUUCAGUUGGGAAAGAUGAUAAUGGGCUGAAAAGGAUGAGUUCUAUAGCCCGUGCUGCUGAGUCUAUUGCAGAUGGUGAUAUAUUUAAUGUGCAGAUUCGUAGAUAUCGGCAGUGGCAGCUUUCCCAGUCUAGUGUUCUUUCAUCUUGUAUAAUUCCUGCUGCUUUGUUGCAUGGGCAAAGAGAGACACUCGAGCAGGGAGAGCGCAAUUUCAAUAGGUUUGGUGGAUGGCUGGGGAAGAACUCGACAAUGGGAAAGAAUUAUCGACUUUUAGAAGAUAUGCAUGUCCAUUUACUUGCGUCGCGUGAUUCUUAUCUGGGCAGGUCAAAUUUGCGAUUGGACUAUUUCACCCCUCUUGUGAAGCAUUUGACUGAGCCACUGAGAGUUCUGCCGAAGGAUGAAGCUGUGGAGAAGGUGGUAGAGUUCAUGGAUUCAUACUCUAUAAGUCAGGAAGAUUUUGAUACUGCAGUGGAGCUGUCCAAAUUUAAGGGACGCCCCACUCCAAUGGAUGGCAUACAGCCUGCUGUGAAAGCUGCACUAACGAAGGCUUACAACAAAGGAAGCAGCUCACGUGUGAUUCGGACUGCUGAUAUGGUGACACUCCCUGGUGUGAAGAAGGUCCUUAGGAAACGAGUUGCUGCAAUGUUGGAACCGGUAGAAGAAAGUUUGGCUGAGGACAAUGGUGAGCCACUCGAAGAAAAUGAGAACUCAGAUGCAGAGGAUUUAGAAGACAGAGAAACUGCAGAAGAAAAGCUGCAAUCAGAUCUCGCUGACCUCAAGUUAAAAGGGAUAGAGGUGCAAGUGGAUUUGAAGGGUUCUGGUAGUUCAAGUGCUGGAAAGGCAUCUUCAGGGAGAGGGAGAGGGAGAAGUAGAGGAAGUUCGGAUUCUGCAGAAAAGAAGGUUGGUGGUGGACGGGGUUCAGGAUCUGCUUCCAAGAGGAAGAGAUGA